Messenger RNA from Pyricularia oryzae 70-15, 1080 nucleotides. RefSeq lists its product as uncharacterized. Lineage: Eukaryota; Fungi; Ascomycota; Sordariomycetes; Magnaporthales; Pyriculariaceae. The transcript has a single exon. The record is from RefSeq and is a predicted model, not a curated record. The coding region runs from base 441 to 1013 and encodes 190 amino acids.
CAUGUUUGUGUCUUUUAUUCAAAAUGUGCUGGUUGUCUAUCAAGGCUUCUAGAUACUUACUCCCUUUUUAGCAGCCCGAUUUAACCUGCUUCGAGCGCAGCAGCUGUUUGUGUUUCUUUGUUGCUCUCGCCUUCAGCAGACAGGACAGAAAGGCAGUCCAGUCAGGAAGGAAUAUGGCCGUGGUUCCUUCUCUAGACAGUGUUUGCAAACAGUGCCCCGUAGCUCAUGCUGAAAGGAGAAAGACACACGGUGUGCAGCGCCUCUAAAAGUGACAAACAAGCUGAGGCGGAUGUCAACCUUUUCUACCCACAACGAAACGUUCACUCCAAUCUAGCCACAAACACCACAAAAGUUUGCAUGAAAGAUAAUUCACCAGCACUCCUUUGCGCAUCAAUCUUUCAUUCACUAUCUACAAAAAGAAGCCGAUUUCUAUCGUCAACAUGACAUCGAUUGAGGGUCUCAACAUGAACGACGAGAUGGGAGACUGGGUCUUUGCCAUCUUUCCCGAGGUCGAGGAAGACUACGACGACGGCGACGACAACGCCUCCUGCUCGUCUGACAACAGCAGCAGCAGCUCGUCGACCUGCCCAAGCGACGCCGGCACGUCGAGCACCGACGACUCCCACAUGGACCACAACCCUCCCGAUGCACAGGCUGCCCCAGGCGUGCACCUGAUGGCGUCGCGUUUGGCUUGGGACCUUCUCGUGGCUGAGCACUAUUCCGCCCAAGCGCAGCUCAUGAACGAUCUCUUGUACAGCCUUGACAGAGAACGCGAUCUCUGGAUGAGCUUCCCAGUCGCCUCGCCCGGCCGGGUCGGUCCAAGAUUCGACAGGGACGAGAUGGUCCGCGAGUUGGAUGCCACCAUGCAGGCCGUCCGGGAGCUCAGAGACUGGCCUUCUAGGCUUGCAAGUUACCGCCCGGACAGCCUCCCGGCCGCCGAGGCUCCGGGCCAGCCCGAGACCUUUGCCGACACCGACACCCCGACUUCGUCGCACAACAGCGCCCAGAUCUAGUCGCCAGGGCGCCUCAGGCACAAGCGGCACAUCGGGGACUUUGCUUUCCCCAGGUCCCUCGCCGGUC